AUGGAGUACACGGCGUCACCCAAGCCGCAGCUGUCCUCUCGGGCCAAUGCUUUCUCCAUCGCCGCGCUCAUGUCCAGCGGCGGCUCCAAGGAGAAGGAAGCCGCGGAGAACACGAUCAAACCCUUGGAGCAAUUCGUAGAGAAGUCGUCCUGCCCGCAGCCCCUGGCGGAGCCGAGCCUGGACUCGCAGGCGGACUUCGGCGCCGGCGGCGGCAGUCCCUCCUCCUCCUCCUCUCUGUGCACGGAGCCCCUGAUCCCCACCACACCCAUCAUCCCCAGCGAGGAAAUGGCCAAAAUCGCCUGCAGCCUGGAAACCAAGGAGCUCUGGGACAAAUUCCACGAGCUGGGCACAGAGAUGAUCAUCACCAAAUCGGGCAGGAGGAUGUUCCCGACCAUCCGGGUGUCAUUUGCGGGAGUGGAUCCUGAGGCCAAGUACAUCGUCCUCAUGGACAUUGUCCCCGUGGACAACAAGAGAUAUCGCUACGCUUACCAUCGGUCCUCCUGGCUGGUGGCCGGCAAGGCUGACCCUCCCUUGCCAGCCAGGCUGUAUGUGCACCCAGACUCUCCCUUCACUGGUGAGCAGCUGCUCAAACAGAUGGUGUCUUUUGAAAAGGUGAAACUUACAAACAAUGAAUUGGAUCAACAUGGCCAUAUAAUUUUGAACUCAAUGCAUAAGUACCAGCCCCGGGUGCACAUCAUUAAGAAGAAGGACCACACAGCCUCACUGCUCAACCUGAAGUCGGAAGAGUUCAGAACAUUCAUCUUUCCAGAGACCGUCUUCACAGCAGUCACAGCCUACCAGAAUCAGCUGAUAACCAAGCUGAAAAUAGACAGCAACCCUUUCGCCAAAGGAUUCCGGGACUCCUCCAGGCUCACUGACAUUGAAAGGGAAAGUGUGGAAAGUCUGAUCCAGAAACAUUCCUAUGCCCGCUCACCCAUCCGCACCUACGGAGAAGAGGAUGUCCUAGGGGAUGAGAGCCAGACAGCCCAAACUCGAGGGUCAGCUUUUACAACAUCUGACAAUUUGUCACUCAGUUCCUGGGUAUCAUCUUCUUCUAGCUUUCCUGGAUUUCAGCAUCCACAGUCCCUGACUGCUCUUGGUACCAGCACAGGAUCCAUAGCAACACCCAUUCCUCAUCCUAUACAGGGUUCUCUGCCACCAUAUAGCCGACUGGGGAUGCCUCUGACCACAUCAGCCAUUGCCAGCUCCAUGCAAGGGAGUGGCCCAACAUUCCCUUCCUUCCACAUGCCGCGGUACCAUCACUACUUUCAGCAGGGGCCCUACGCUGCCAUUCAAGGACUGCGCCACUCAUCCGCCGUGAUGACGCCGUUUGUAUGA
This is a messenger RNA of Jaculus jaculus (lesser Egyptian jerboa), 1338 nucleotides long. RefSeq names its product T-box transcription factor 20 (gene Tbx20). Gene Ontology annotation, molecular function: DNA-binding transcription factor activity, RNA polymerase II-specific; RNA polymerase II cis-regulatory region sequence-specific DNA binding. Gene Ontology annotation, biological process: positive regulation of DNA-templated transcription; heart looping; cell fate specification. Gene Ontology annotation, cellular component: nucleus. NCBI's taxonomy places the organism in Eukaryota, Metazoa, Chordata, Mammalia, Rodentia, Dipodidae. The record is from RefSeq and is a predicted model, not a curated record. The transcript has 8 exons. The coding region runs from base 1 to 1338 and encodes 445 amino acids.